Oikopleura dioica is the source of this 1359-nucleotide messenger RNA. The record is from the annotation of a GenBank genome assembly. Lineage: Eukaryota; Metazoa; Chordata; Appendicularia; Copelata; Oikopleuridae.
AUGAAAUUUCUGCUUCUUCUUUUUCUUUCUGCAUUCAUCUCGGCCCAAUGCCCAGAUUUGGUGCUCAAAGAAAGAUGCGAGCAGAUGUGCAAUCAAGAGCUUUUUGACUGUCUCAGUAAUUGCGAAAGUACAGCGAAAAGUGACUGCCACUACAUUUGCAUGGGAGACGCUUCUCGUUGUGGUGCCGCUUGUCCGUGUAACAAUGACUGUUUGAACGGAUGUGAGGGGUGCGCUAAUCCUGUAUGCAGCUGCAAGAACCCCAGGGAAAAUUCCGAGUAUAAUUUUUGCAUGAAAAAGGCUCUUGAUGAAGAGCGAAACUGCAUUUCUUCCUGUGCGAAUGAAGAUUGCAUCGAAGAGUGUUAUGUGAUCAGAAAGGGGGCUAUUUCGAAGUGUCCUUGUAAUAGCUACUGUCAAGUUGGAUGUCCCUGUGAACAAUUCAACUGUCAAGAAUAUGCAAUUUUAUUGCAAGAAUCCGCUGCAAAAAUGGUUUCAAAAUCAUUUGGUGUCAUUUUCAGCCAAGAAAAGAAUGGAAAAAUAAAGGAAAACCGAAAACUUCUUCUUGACCCUGAAGUCGAUCUUACUUCAACCUGCUACCAGUAUUUCAAAGGAGAGCAUAUGCUUUUCGGUGGGGCGAAAAAGCGCCGUCAAGUGGCGAAAAUUGAGAACUGCGAGAUUAAAAACACGGGAAAACAACUAGCAUAUAACUUUGACUCGUUCAAUGGAAGAUGCAUGUUGCAAGAGAAUGAGUUUGGUUGGGAAGACGAUGUGGUGAUGUUCUGCUUUGGUUCUUCAAGCAAGACUUGUUUCGAAUUCGAUGGAGAAAAGAGCAACUCAAUUUACAUUUCUCCACAGCACGAACACGCCCGAGGCGGUCUUGGUUCCUUUCAGAAGGAAACUUUCGUCGUUGGCGGAGGAGUUUAUGGAGCGGACAAUAAUUUCAACAGCAAACUUGAAUUUCGCGGAAGAAAUGGUUGGGUGGAACAUGCUGAUUUUCCGAGACAAAGUGGAAUCGCUGACUUUGUGCUUGCAAGUGUUCAUGAUAGUGGACAAGCAUUUCUGAUCGGCGGUUGGAGUGGAUCUGAUGGGCUGAAUGAUGUCUAUGAAUUGGUGAUGACGAAGGAAGGGGCUGGUCGUUUUCAAUAUCGACAGCGACUACAAGAAAUUGUUCGAUUUGGCUCCGCCGCAGUCUUGUCAUCUGAAAUCAUGAUUGCCUCAACUCAUGUCCAAGUCUUCAAUUUCAAAGAGCUUCAAGAAACAAGAGUCUUUGAUGUAUUCAAUCAAAAGACAAAUCAUCCGAUAUUUUUCAAAGUAGAAGCUGAUUUCUGCAUGAAUGCCUGUCAAGAACAAUGCUUUCUGUAA